ACUCCAAGGGUCAACAGAACCUUUUGAGUCACCAGAGAACCGACAACCAACCGGAUCAGCAAGAGAAAAACACGGUUGUUGUUUCUCACCCUUCAUCAAGCUGAAUCCAACCUCCAGUGGACCGUUGGAUUAACACAUUUGAUAGAUAUAAUUCUGUUCAAUCUCAACAUUGGAUAGUCCCUGUGGAUAUAUCAUACAACACAAGAACAGUAGCACUCCUCUCCAUGGCGGACAAUGGGCUCUCCAGGUUAGAGGCUACCUCUAUCACCAGGACUCCCUUCCCCCUGCUCCCCUUGCUGCUCCUGAUGUGGCCCCUGUCUGGGCAGGGCAGCCCCAUCUCCCUGGCCCCAGAGAGACAUCGCCCUGCUCCAGGUCUGGGGGACGGCCACGGGGGCGUCAUAGACCCAUCUCUGUUGGAGCAGGACAGGGAUGUGGACAUGCAGAGCCUGCUGGAGAGCCUCCGGACCUUCAACUUGUCUGGCCUGGGCCCACCUGCCCAGGCACCUGGCAGUGUCCGUGUGGAGCCGCCCGAGUACAUGAUGGAGCUGUACAACCGCUUUGCCAACGACCACACCGCCAUGCCCACCGCCAACAUCAUCCGCAGCUUCAAGAACGAAGACUCGUCUCCCUGCAGUUUGGGCAGUAGAGGGGUGAGACAACACCCUCUGCUCUUCAACGUAUCCAUACCCCACAAUGAGCGUAUCACAACCGCAGAGCUGCGUCUCUAUACUUUGGUCCAGACUGAUCGCAACCUCUACGCCGGGGUCGACCGCAAGGUGACCAUCUACGAGCUGGAGCAGCAGGACGGAACAGGAGAGGGCAACAGAACAGCGAAGGACACCGAUAGAGGAGGAGCAGGAGGAAGAGGUGGAGGACGGGAGGAGUUAGUAGAGCUGGCAUCACGGCAGGUCUAUGGUACUGAUAACGCCUGGGAGGCCUUUGACCUAACUGCUGCCGUCCAACACUGGCGCAAGUCAGAGUACAGCACCACCCACAGGCUGGAGGUCCACAUAGCAAGCCUGGCCUCCGAGGGGGAAAGAGGGCAGACACUAGCAGACGGUGAGGGAGAAGGAGAGGGGAGGAGGAUAUUCAGGGGAGACAUGGAGAUAGACAGCAGCGCAGAUGACAAACACAAACCCCUGAUGAUUAUCUUCUCCGACGAUCAGAGUGGUGAUCACCGCGAUGACAAGCGGGAGCUGAACGAGAUGAUUGGACACGAGACCUCGGAAGCGCUGCUUCAGGGUGACCUGGAGCUGAAUAGGCUGUGGGGGGAGCUGGGCCGGGUGGGGGGCGAGGAAGAUGAGGAAGAGGAGGAGGAGCAGGACGAAGAGGCCCUGCUCCAGAUGCGCUCCAAUCUGAUCUAUGACACGGCCUCCCGAAUCCGCCGCAAUGCCAAGGUCAACCAGUGUAAGAAGCAGUCGCUGUACGUGGAGUUUAAAGACAUCGGCUGGGACAGCUGGAUCCUAGCGCCUGCCGGGUACGAGGCCUUUGAGUGCAGUGGCAUCUGCACAUACCCGCUGACCAAACACGUGACGCCCACCAAGCACGCCAUCGUCCAGACACUGGUGAGCAUGAAGAGCCCACAGAAGGUGACGCGGGCCUGCUGCGUGCCCACCAAGCUGGAUCCCAUCUCCCUGCUUUACAUGGAUGACACCGGAGUAGUCACGUACAAGUAUAAGUUUGAGGGCAUGGUGGUGGCAGAGUGUGGCUGCAGAUAGCUAGUCCACCCUGCUGGUCAUAUAGACAUGGAGAGAGCCAUUCGUGAAGAGAAAUGACAGGGUGCGGAUGGAACAAAGCAAAGACUACAUUUUUUUUUCAAGCAGGAUUGGUUUUAGAGUAGAUGGACUCUGAAAUGAAUCUAGAAUCACAGUUGAGAACAGUUGACAAGAAAAACAGCUAUGACAUGUAUGUGUAUAUAAGAUGGAUCUAAACUAAACAGUUUGUACAUUGUGUAUGUAUAUUUUGUAUUUCAGGAAAAUUUAUAUUUUAUUUUGUACAGUAAAAUAUGUAUGAUACCAAUUCAUAAUUCUGUAAUAGAAGCAGUUGGAUGCCAUUUGAAGCUAAAUAACACAUUUGGAAUUUGCAAAAAAAAAUGAGGAAAAAAGUUUGGACCUUUAAAAAUAAACUAUCCUUAGGUCUCUCAAAGGGUUCCGGCAAUACAGCAACCAGCCAUACAGUGAUGUCCAAUAGGCCUAGCUGGUGGGACCACAUAGGGUUCUCCACAGUUAGCUUUCCACUGACAUUGAUCUCAUGUCUUCCUCUCCACUUAUCUCUGUUUUCCCCCUCCCUGGACGCUAACACUAAUCCACACCUCAUUUAGCAUGUCUCCCUAACAGCAACAGGCCUCCCAAGGGAAACACAAACCUGACUGGACUGGACUUCUGGUAGGGGCCUGCCCUCAUCCUCAUCCCCACCACCUCCCCCUGGCAUUUAGGACAGUGGGCUGAGGUCAGGGCAGCAGUUAGGGUGGGCUGGGUUAUCUCCCUCGAGCCCUCACCCACCUUCCCACAUCGGCCUCAGAGUCAGUCACAUGCCGUGCGAGCCGCUUUCUCCCACUCCUCCGCACCGCGCCGAUAAGGAGGUGUUGGCGGUGAGAAACAUGUGCUCCACCACUCAGGGCUGGAGGUGCUGGGGGAGCGGAGGGGGGAGGAGAGGGGGGGUGGCCUGUCAAGAUUCCAUGGGUACUAAUAGAAACAGAUUCUACUGGCUCAACUCACUGACCGACCCCCAUCAUGUGCCCCCUCCAACCUCCUCUCCCUCCCUUUGUUUCUUUACCUUCCAUACAUCCCUCUCCCCCUGGCCCUGAAAUCCGUCACGUUUAAGGAAAAGAUUUCCAUAUAUUUGGCCUGUUAUCAUGGACAGGCUGAGAAGAUGAGUGGAGAGUAUGACACUUCAUGUCUCUUCUCCCCUCCUCUGAGAGUCCUGUGUGGAGUUCUUUCUUGUUGUUCUGUGUUCUUGUAAUACAAAUGUAAUACAGUUCUCUGCUGCUUG
This is a messenger RNA of Salvelinus fontinalis (brook trout), 2991 nucleotides long. It is a transcript of the gene bmp10, whose product is annotated as bone morphogenetic protein 10. NCBI's taxonomy places the organism in Eukaryota, Metazoa, Chordata, Actinopteri, Salmoniformes, Salmonidae. The coding region runs from base 225 to 1718 and encodes 497 amino acids. Gene Ontology annotation, cellular component: extracellular region. The record is from RefSeq and is a predicted model, not a curated record. Gene Ontology annotation, biological process: BMP signaling pathway; SMAD protein signal transduction. The transcript is spliced from 2 exons. Gene Ontology annotation, molecular function: growth factor activity; cytokine activity.